GCCUGGAGUAACUAGUCCUCUCUUGACUAAGACCACGUGGUUUGGGCGUACGAGUAAUCCCAUCAGUAAGAGUGGAUUCAAGUCGGCUUACGGUCUCUUUUUUUUCCGUGCUGGAUUGAAUUCCUCUAAGAUUGUGAAGCCCCGUAAAGAGUAUGCCUGUCAUUCGGAGAGUUGUGAAACCACGUACGCAGCGAGCAAAGCGUGCAUUGGUCCGAAGAGAACCACAGCUGAUUGAGAAUCCCAAAAAUGCCAUGUUCCUCCGUGGAUCAAAUUGUAGUCAGCUUGUAGUUGACUGCAUGAAAGACCUGGUGGCUUUGAAGAAGCCUUUGGCCACAUACUUCAAUCGACGGAAUGAAAUUCGUCCAAUGGAAGAUGUCACUCCACUGGAGAGCUUUGGAAAGCAGCAUGAUUGCUCUUUGUUUGCCAUGGGAUCACACUCAAAAAAGAGACCCCAUAAUCUUAUAAUUGGUCGUCUGUAUGACUACCACCUCUUGGACAUGGUGGAACUGGGCAUUCUCAGUCAUUCCAAGAUGUCCUCAUUUCAUAUAAAUGAGAUCAUGACAGGUGCCAAACCUGUCAUCAUCUUCUCAGGAGAAGCAUUUCAGACUGAGCCUCAGUAUCAGCGUCUAAAGAAUCUUUUCCUGGAUUUCUUCAGAGGCGAAGAGGUAACAUCAGUGAGACUGAUGGGACUUGAGCAUGUCAUCUGCAUCACAGCUGUUGAGGCCAAGAUUCUUCUUCGCUGUUAUCAUGUCCAGUACAAGAAGUCAGGUAGUGAGACACCACGUGUAGAGCUAGAAGAGAUGGGUCCAGCAACGGAGUGGGAAUUGCGACGGAUGCGCCUGGCAUCUGAUGACCUCUUCAAACUUGCCACUCGCAUGCCAAAGCAACUCAAGGUGAAGAAGAAGAAAAAUUUGAGCAAGGAUGUGUUUGGCACCCAAGUUGGUCGCAUACACAUGCAGCGUCAGGAUCUUGCAAAACUCCAGACUAGGAAAAUGAAGGCAUUAAAGAAGGGUGGGAAGAACAAGAAGCCCUCUGAUUUAUCAUCUGAGACAUUGGCACAACCAAUGGAAGCAGAAUGAAUUCCAGAUUGUUUCUGUUCUAUUUGUACUACUGAUUUUAAUAUGAAUGAAACAAGUUCAAACUGAAAGGAAGGAAACGG
Molecule: messenger RNA, 1159 nt
Organism: Darwinula stevensoni
Lineage: Eukaryota; Metazoa; Arthropoda; Ostracoda; Podocopida; Darwinulidae
Source: the annotation of a GenBank genome assembly